Molecule: messenger RNA, 2944 nt
Organism: Gastrolobium bilobum
Lineage: Eukaryota; Viridiplantae; Streptophyta; Magnoliopsida; Fabales; Fabaceae
Product: lipoxygenase 6, chloroplastic
Exons: 9
Coding region: 103-2853 (916 amino acids)
Biological process (GO): lipid oxidation
Molecular function (GO): metal ion binding; oxidoreductase activity, acting on single donors with incorporation of molecular oxygen, incorporation of two atoms of oxygen; protein binding
Source: RefSeq, a predicted model, not a curated record
GAGUCAUGUAUCUAAUGAUAUAAUUAAUAGUACAUGGCAUCAUAUACCAUACAUAUACUUACUCUCACACCUUUUCAAUUAAGGAAUUGAAAAACAACAACCAUGAUGUUUGCGGUUAAGCCUCUCGAUCUCAAGUCAAAUCUCUCCCUCUGCCAAUUCCCGCCGAUGCCCGCCGGCGGCACCGACACCACCCACCGGAGGAUCCGUUUCCGGUCUUCUGGAUCGCGGAGGUUGCAGAUUCAAGCGGCGAUCAGGGGUGGUGACGUGGCUGGGGAGAGCCAGACUGCGACGACGACGUCACCGUUGGACUUGGACAGCAAAGAAAGCAAUGAAGGUUUGGAAGUGAAGGCGGUGGUGACAAUUAGGAAGAAGAUGAAGGAGAAGAUGAGUGAGAAGCUUCAGGAUCAAUGGGAGUAUUUAGUCAACGGUCUUGGUCAAGGGAUCCAGCUUCACCUCAUCAGUGACCAAAUUGACCCUGUUACUAAUUCUGGAAAAAGCGUGCAAUCCAACGUCAGAGGGUGGCUACCGAAGCCGUCGAACAUUUCUUACAUUGUGGAAUACGCUGCUAAUUUCACGGUGCCAAGUGACUUUGGAUGCCCCGGGGCUGUUCUCAUUACAAAUCUUCAUGGGAAGGAGUUCUACCUAUUGGAGAUCAUCAUUCAUGGAUUCAAGGAAGGACCCAUUUUCUUCCCAGCAAACACAUGGAUUCAUUCGAGGAAUGACGACCCUGAAAGUAGAAUCAUAUUCAAGAACCAAGCAUACUUACCGUCACAAACACCAGCUGGUAUAAAAGAUCUUCGACGUGAGGACUUGCUAAGCAUAAGGGGUACCCACCAGGAAAAACAAAGAAAGGAGCAUGAUAGAAUCUAUGAUUAUGCUACGUACAAUGAUUUGGGCAAACCUGAUAAGGACGAGGAACAUGUUAGGCCAGUCAUUGGGGGUCACGAGAGGCCUUAUCCUCGACGCUGUAGAACUGGCAGACCUCCUACCCUCUCUGAUCCACUGACUGAGAGUAGAAUUGAAAAGCCACAUCCUGUUUAUGUGCCACGGGAUGAAACUUUUGAAGAAAUCAAGCAGAACACUUUCUCAGCUGGAAGGUUGAAAGCUCUGUUCCACAAUCUUAUACCCUUACUGACGGCCACUUUGUCGAGUUCAGACAUUCCUUUCAAGAACUUCUCGGACAUUGACAAGCUUUAUAUUGAAGGUGUUCUUUUGAGAGAUGAAGAGCAGAAUGGGGUAGUGGAAAAUCUGUUUCUGAGCAAGGUGAUGAAACAGGUCAUGAGUGCUGGAGACCGGUUGUUAAAAUAUGAAAUCCCUGCGGUUAUAAAAGGGGAUAAAUUUUCUUGGUUGCGGGACAAUGAAUUUGCAAGGCAGACCUUAGCUGGGGUUAAUCCAGUGAAUAUUGAGCUGUUGAAGGAAUUUCCCAUCCGCAGCAAACUAGAUCGUGUUGUCUACGGCCCUUCUGAAUCAGCUAUAACAAAGGAACUACUAGAGCAAGAACUUGGUGGAAUGAGCUUGGAAAAGGCUAUUGAGGAAAAGAGACUGUUUAUCCUUGAUUACCAUGACAUGCUUUUGCCCUUCAUCAAGAAGAUGAACUCCUUACCUGGGAGGAAAGCUUAUGCCUCCCGGACAAUUCUCUUUAAAACAAAGACCGGUGUUCUGCAUCCUAUAGCUAUUGAGCUUUCACUUCCUCCAAGCCCUUCUUCCCUACGAAAUAAACGAGUGUACACACAAGGGCAUGAAGCCACAACACACUGGAUUUGGAAGUUAGCAAAAGCUCAUGUUUGCUCAAAUGAUGCUGGCAUCCAUCAACUAGUAAAUCAUUGGUUAAGGACUCAUGCAUGCAUGGAGCCGUAUAUUAUUGCUACUCAUAGACAGCUAAGCUCAAUGCAUCCCAUUUACAAGCUGCUACACCCUCAUAUGCGCUAUACAUUAGAAAUUAAUGCACUGGCUCGACAAAAUCUAAUAAAUGGAGGAGGAGUAAUUGAGGCAUCUUUCAGUCCAGGAAAGUAUGCCAUGGAGCUUAGUUCAGCAGCUUACAAAAAGAUGUGGCGAUUUGAUAUGGAAUCACUGCCAGCAGAUCUUAUUCGGAGGGGCAUGGCAGUAGAAGACCCUUCAAUGCCCUGCGGUGUAAAACUUGUGAUUGAUGACUACCCUUAUGCUGCAGAUGGACUCCUAAUCUGGUCUGCCAUAAAAGAAUGGGUGGAAUCUUAUGUUGAACACUUCUACUCCGAACCAAAUUCUGUCACAUCUGAUGUUGAGCUCCAAGCAUGGUGGAGUGAAAUCAAGCUUAAGGGUCAUUAUGACAAAAGGAAUGAGCCCUGGUGGCCAAAACUCUAUACGAAAGAGGACCUAUCUGGUAUACUUACCACAAUGAUAUGGGUUGCUUCAGGUCAACAUGCUGCCAUAAAUUUUGGACAGUAUCCCUUUGGAGGAUAUGUGCCUAACCGUCCUACCCUCAUGAGAAAACUCAUUCCUCAAGAGAAUGAGCCUGAUUACGAAAAGUUUAUUCAAAAUCCUCAGAAAGUUUUCCUAUCAUCACUGCCUACUCAACUUCAAGCUACCAAAGUAAUGGCUGUUCAAGAUACACUAUCCACUCAUUCCCCCGAUGAAGAGUAUUUGGGUACAGUGAACCCUCUGCAUACUCAUUGGAUCAAUGAUCAUGAAGUCCUGAAGUUAUUUAAUAAAUUCUCAGCUAGACUGGAGGAGAUAGAGGAAAUAAUAAAUGCAAGAAACAAGGACCCUCAAUUGAAAAACAGAAAUGGAGCAGGUGUCCCUCCCUAUGAACUGUUGCUUCCCUCGUCAGGACCAGGGGUAACCGGUCGUGGGAUUCCCAACAGCGUAUCUAUAUAAUCUUUUGUUGCUUAUUAUGUUUGAUCCUAUACACUAUUUUAUUGACAGAACCCGUGGGUAUGCAGUGUAAGCGCACAUAUUUUUAUGGAUA